AUGCCUCCAAGAACUUUAUCAACAGCUUUAGAUGUUAAAAUUGAAGCGGGGCAACCACCACACAUAAAAAUUUUUCGUGCACAUUCUGUUGUUCUAUGUGCUCGCUCGCCAUACCUUCAAGCAGAAUUAGCGACGUUGUCGAAUAUGCCGAAUCCAUUGAUUAAGAUCCCAUUUAUUGCACCAAACAUUAUGGAAAUACUUUUAAAAUAUAUGUAUCAUAAUAAACUAACGUUAAAUUCGGACCACAUCGAAUAUAUUCUCGAUCUCCUUGUCGCUGGUCAUGACUUGGGUUUACAAGCGCUAUGCGAAGAACUACAACUCUAUCUUAUCCAAAAGAAAUCACUUUUACUGCUUCAAAAUUUUGCGCAGACAAGGCGGAUCGCAUACCAACACGAGGCAUUUAAACGACUACAAAUAUUUUGCGAACAGGUUAUUAGCAAUUACCCCGAAACUGUGUUUAUGGCGAAAGAUUUUGUGUUGUUAGAUAGACAAACAUUACUUUCGCUGUUACAGCGUGAUGACUUAACCGUCAAAGAAAUUAAUAUUUGGCAACGUGUAAUCGAAUGGGGAAUUGCUCAUACAUUUAAUAUAAAUUCUUUAAAUUUUUCGUCCGAAUGGACUCCUGAACAAUUUGCCUCGUUACAAGUGACUUUGGCUGAAUUCUUGCCUCUUGUGCGUAUCUUUCAAAUUUCUGCAGUUGAUUUACACGCAAGAGUUUUCCCUUUUGAAUCGAUUCUACCCAAUCAGGUAGUUGAAGAUUUA
This is a messenger RNA of Ambispora leptoticha, 762 nucleotides long. The record is from the annotation of a GenBank genome assembly. Lineage: Eukaryota; Fungi; Glomeromycota; Glomeromycetes; Archaeosporales; Ambisporaceae.